This is a messenger RNA of Salvia hispanica, 1155 nucleotides long. Its product is annotated as DDRGK domain protein. The record is from RefSeq and is a predicted model, not a curated record. Gene Ontology annotation, molecular function: ubiquitin-like protein ligase binding. Lineage: Eukaryota; Viridiplantae; Streptophyta; Magnoliopsida; Lamiales; Lamiaceae.
CAUAGAAAAAGAAUUAAUCGAAAACCCCUCGCCUAAAUUUCUUGCAGAUCGUUCGGCUAUUCGAUUCUCCACCUAUUGAUUUGAUUUUGUUUCAGUUGAUUUUGAUUAUUAAAUCGAGAUUUUCAAGGAAAUGGAGGGUGUAUUAGCGGCAAUACUGAUGAUGAUCGUGGUAUUCUCCUUGAUUCCGCUCUAUUUGUGGAGGCGUCGCCUCGACUCUCGCCUUCCCCACCAACAUGAAGAAGAGCCACAGGUUGUACAAGGGGAACGAGUGGUUAGGGCUGGUAAUAAUCGGCGAAUGCGGCGAAGAACUGCUGCCAGCACAUCGUCAGCUGCCGCUAACGUCGAAGAAACUGAGGAUGGAAGUGAUGAUGAAGACGCAGCAGACGGGUAUAGGGCUAGAGCUUCGACAAAAAAGGAGAAGAAACGGCAAGAGCGAGAAGCACAACGCCAGGCUGAAGAUGCUGCACGUGACUCAAGGAGAACAAAACAAGAUCAUUAUGAUGAGAUGAGGAGGAAAAAGGAUGAGGAGCGAGAGGCUCAUGAAAGAAUGCUGGAAGAAGAAGCAAAAGCACGAAAAGCAAAGGAGGAAGAAGCUGCUGCAUUGGAGUUUGAAAAAUGGAAAGGAGCAUUUUCUGUUGAUGCUGAAGGAACGACCGAAAAUGAAGUGCAAGAUGGAAGCCAAGGAUUGCUCUUUGAUUUUGUGGAGUACAUCAAGAAGCAUAAAUGUGUUCCUCUGGAAGAUAUUGCUGCAGAGUUUAAGUUGCGAACUCAGGACUGUAUCAAUCGCAUUAACUCUCUAGAAACUAUGGGUAGACUAUCGGGUGUAAUGGACGACAGAGGAAAAUACAUAUACAUCUCACUGGAAGAAAUGAAAGCCGUUGCUGAUUACAUCAAGCGUGAAGGUAGGGUAAGCAUAUCGCACCUGGCUAGCAAGUCCAACCAGUUCAUAGAUUUAGAACCUAAAGCUGAGGUAGCGGAAGAUAUAAGCAGCAUAGAGGAGAUAACUUUUGCUUGAUCUGGUCUCUUGUUAACAGAAAUGUGUAUGAACUAACUGAUAGCUUGUUGAAUACAGUUAGGAAGACUGUACUUAGAGGUUACUUGAAAUUCUUCCAUAUGCCUCAACUUCUUCCAUUGGAGUACUUGUUUCUCUUCCUA